AUGCGGAGGCUGGAUCAUUCCCUGUUUUCAGCGUUUCCCAGAUUUGGGCCGCUCUACUCGGUGCGAGCGCACAGAAACGCUGCCGUGGCAGGGCCUGGGUGUUACGCCAUCAUCAAGUUUUAUUCAGCUGGAGAUGCGGGCAGAGCCCAGCGCGCGUGCAACGGGCAGAGGCUGUUUCAGAAAUCUCCCCUGAAGAAGCGAUCCGUGAAAUACCUGUGUGCUGUAGAGGUGGCACUGCCCAACCAUGGGCUACGCUCCAGGGGAGUUGCCCUCGGCGAGGCUGACGUAGAGAAGAGUGAAGAUCCUCUCGAGUUUGUCACAGCCUCAGGAAGAGUUCAGAAACUCGCAGUCGGGAAGGCUUUGUCUAACGCCUUUCAGAAGAUCCUCCUCGUAGUCCUAG
Opisthocomus hoazin is the source of this 400-nucleotide messenger RNA. The record is from RefSeq and is a predicted model, not a curated record. Lineage: Eukaryota; Metazoa; Chordata; Aves; Opisthocomiformes; Opisthocomidae.